Messenger RNA from Vicia faba (fava bean), 870 nucleotides. The record is from the annotation of a GenBank genome assembly. NCBI's taxonomy places the organism in Eukaryota, Viridiplantae, Streptophyta, Magnoliopsida, Fabales, Fabaceae.
AUGCCAACUAAAGUCUUUACGGAUAUUAGACCUUUCAGAGAAUCAAUUGAGGGGGGGAUUCCAAGAUGUGUAUUUCCUGCUAUGGCUACCGAUGAAAGUAUAAAUGAUCAAUCCUAUAUGGCGUUUCUUACAAUUAAGGAAAGUCUUUCGAUAUAUCUAUCUAGAAAAUAUUUAUUUGGUCUUCGAUUUAAAGGAAUGGAGUUGUUUUUUAGUGGGAGUUUAUAUAAAUACAUAUAUGUGAUUGACUUGUCAUCAAAUCAUUUAACACAAGGCAUUCCUAUUGAAAUUACAAAGCUAGUUUAUUUGAGAGCUUUAAAUUUGUCAAGGAACCAGUUGGUGGGUUCCAUUCCUUCCAAUAUUGGUGAAUUGAAAAACUUGGAAGCAUUGGAUUUGUCGAGGAAUCAGUUAUCAUGUGUCAUUUCCACUACCAUGGUUACUUUGAAUUUUCUCUCUUUUUUGAACUUAUCAUACAACACUUUGUCUGGGAAAAUUCCAUCCGAUGGACAGUUUGCAAUAUUUGACAAUGACUGCUACAUUGGUAAUCCGCACCUUUGUGGUGAUCCACUCACAGAAGCAUGCCUUAAAAAUAGUUCGUUCAAAUAUGCGAAUUGUAGUCACAUUGAAGAACAUGAAAAUGACAACUAUGGAGACAAAAGAAGGGGCUUGGUAAUAAAUCCAUUCUACAUAACCCUGAUUGUAGGAUUUUUCACUGGAUUUUGGGUAUUUUGGGGCUCCAUAUUACUCUUUGCAUCUUGGAGACAUGCUUAUUUCUGUUUCCUAAGCAACAUGGAAGAUAAGAGCUAUGUCAAUGUAGUUGUUACUAUUAAUAAAUUGCGGAGGAAGCUUCACACUCAACAACCUCCCAUGUAA